AUGAGCGAUGCUUUGGCACAGACACUCGAUCAGCUACAGAAUCGUCUUUCAAAAGCACAAGCACAACUACGACGAGCAAAGAAAACAGCCGAAGCAAAACGCGCAGUAUUACUGGACUCCCAGGACGUGCUUAGUCGCGAGUUGAAGGAUGCAUUUACCAUGGAUAUGAUGCCGAAACGAAAACGGCCACGUAUUGCACCACCUCCUGGAUUAGUAUCUUUAUUGCCGGCAGCACCAACAUCAUCAUUCUAUACUUCUAUCAACGAUCAUGAUGAGCAAUUGCAGCUAAACACAUGCCAACCUAUCAUCCAAUCUUGCACACUUUGGGCUCAUGAAAAUGGCGACAUUGCUUGGAUUCGUGCUAUCGUUGAAAAUCCAUCAUCAUCCACCUUUUAUCGCGUUCACCUUGCAUUAUCAACAGGCGCCCAAUGUUUAUUACCACAAACGAUCCAUCGAAACACUAUUCUUUCGAUUCCUGGAGGAAAGUCGGCAACAUUAUACGCCUCUUUUACAAUGCUCGAUGAUGUCUUUUUGCAUCAACUCACCGAUUGUUUGGAUGUAAGCUGUCACUAUAUUUCAAAGAACGCCGAAUUGCAUUCCAGCGAGCCGGUACAACCUUUAUGGGAAACAAUGAAUAGCCCUGCACCAACAUGGAUAAAGUCAGGGGUGGAACGAGAGCUUCAUGUGCUUUUCAGGUCACGUGCAUCCAUGUCGGUCAAAGAAGAUCCCAUGAUGGUGUUGGACGAAAUCAUUAAGCUGCUUGAUUUGCAACGUAACACGGAAACCUCGCUGCUAUAUACCCCAGAUCAGCAAUUGGUGAUCCAUCCAAUCGAGAGCAACCUUAUUCAUAUGUACAGCAUAACGGAUCGUGUUCUUGCCAAAGCUAUCGACAAGUUGAAAAGGCAUUCCAUGGUAGAGAAUGUAAAGUAUACUCACCCACUUCCUGUGGAGCAUGACGUGCGUGAUUUAUUGGUCGCGUUGCAAGAUGAAAUCGGUUACAUGGAAAGCAUUGAUUCAAAGGAAGACAAGGAUCAGCAAUUGUUGGCUGCCCGAGAAAAUACGCUCACGUUAUUUAACACCAUCCUACAAACGCGUACAUCCCAUUUCUUGUAA
Molecule: messenger RNA, 1113 nt
Organism: Lichtheimia ornata
Lineage: Eukaryota; Fungi; Mucoromycota; Mucoromycetes; Mucorales; Lichtheimiaceae
Exons: 4
Coding region: 1-1113 (370 amino acids)
Source: RefSeq, a predicted model, not a curated record